Messenger RNA from Lobosporangium transversale, 1044 nucleotides. RefSeq names its product cyclin-domain-containing protein. Gene Ontology annotation, cellular component: cyclin-dependent protein kinase holoenzyme complex; nucleus. Gene Ontology annotation, biological process: regulation of cyclin-dependent protein serine/threonine kinase activity. NCBI's taxonomy places the organism in Eukaryota, Fungi, Mortierellomycota, Mortierellomycetes, Mortierellales, Mortierellaceae. Gene Ontology annotation, molecular function: protein kinase binding; cyclin-dependent protein serine/threonine kinase regulator activity. The transcript is spliced from 2 exons. The record is from RefSeq and is a predicted model, not a curated record. The coding region runs from base 268 to 1044 and encodes 258 amino acids.
UAAUAAUAAUAAAACAAAUUUAUAUUAAUAAUAGUAAUAAUACCAGACCAAGACUUGCUUCCCACGUCAACAACAACAACAAAAAAAAAAAAGACAACGAUUUAUUUAAACUCAACCAAUCUGAGUCAGUCAACACAUUAAAGCAAAGCAGGCAAAACCGAGCAACUUGUCCAAAAAAAAUUUACGAGAUCAAGUUUUAAUAAUUUUCGACAAAAGUGAUUUCAGGACAUUGAGAACAAGGAUUUCACUAUCAUAGGAAACAGAGCCAUGCAUCCCCAUCCUGGUACAACCCAAAUCUCACCAUCGCCAGAGCCAACAGGGCCUACACAGCGGGAAGAACUUCAAGGUGUGAUCCUCGUGCCUGAAUAUUUUCAUCAAGUAGACAUGACUCACCUCACCAUUAUGAUUGCGGAUAUGCUCUGCCGACUGACCGCUCACAACGACCAAAUACCGCUCACAACUGCCAAUCUCACUCGUUUCCAUUCAAGAGCACCGCCCCAGAUUUCUGUAUACGAUUAUCUACGGAGAAUAGUAAAAUAUACCUCACUGGAACGGGCCUGUUUACUAGUCAUUUUGAUCUAUAUCGACCGCGUUUGCGAAAAAGUCAGGACAUUCACCAUCUCGUCUCUCACAGUCCAUCGGUUCAUCAUUGCAUCUGUCACACUGGCUGCCAAGGCAGUAUGUGAUUCUUAUUGCACCAACUCGCAUUACGCCAAGGUGGGAGGAUUAAGUACACAGGAACUCAAUACCCUUGAGGUCGAGUUUUUAGGAUUGAUCGAAUGGCGCGUAGCAGUCGAAGGCAGUGUGAUGCAACGAUACUAUGUCAACCUUGUAAGGCAACACUCGCGGUUUGAAAUCGCAGAGAUACUUCAUCCAAUGUCCUCAGUAUCUGGCAAGGGUCAUCAAUUGAUAGGCGAUGAUGAUGAGCAGAUGAAUAGUGGCGCUUCAAUGAAUUCUGACGGAGAUCAUAAUAAUGAAGGCUCGCUAGUAGAACCAGAUUAUGAAGAAGGUUUACGAGAUCAAUGGAUUCCAAUGGGUGAAUAA